UUAACUACAGGCGAUUUUUUUGUCAAACCUUCUUUUGGAUUUACGACGUGAAUUUGGUGUGCGUGUCUUGUGUUUCUAGUAGAGGUUUUAUAAAUUUUCUAAUUAAACCUUAUAAAAUUUUUUUCAAAAAUGGCGAAAAAGAAAAGUGAAGAAUCGCCGGCAGAAGGAGAUGUUGAAGAUGAACCCAAUUUUGAAGACCCCGAGGGAUAUGUUGAUGAUAUUAGUGAUGAAGAAUUGUUAGCCGAUAAACUGGCUCAGCGACCAUCAGAAGCGGAUGGCGUUGAAAGUGUCGUGGUGGUAGAUAAUAUACCUAAAGUGGAACCAUCGCGUUUAGAAAAAUUGAAAGCGGUCAUCAGUAAGAUAUUCGCUAACGUUGGGGAGAUUGUUAAUGCAGUCUAUCCAACUGACGAAGAGGGCAAAACAAAAGGUUACGCCUUCAUGGAGUUUAAAAAUGCAGCGCAAGCUGAAGAUAUUGUAGAGAAGUUCAAUAAUCAUCGUCUAGACAAGUGUCAUACGUUGGCUGUGAAUUUGUUCACAGAUUUUCAAAAAUAUAAAAAUAUACCAGAUAAAUGGGAGCCGCCCACACCGCAACCAUUUAAGAUACAAAAUGAUCUUUACAGUUUCCUAAUGGAUCCAGAUGCUUACGAUCAGUAUUGUGUGGCUGCUGAAACUGCUCCCAAUAGCGUUCAGGUGGCUUUUUGGCAGAAUACUUUGCCUGAACCGACAGAGUUGGAGACUCGGGAAAGUUUUACGGAUACAUUUGUGAAGUGGUCGCCGCUGGGCACAUACGUGGUGACAUUCCACAAACCGGGUGUGGCCAUUUGGGGCGGUAGUAAAUUCACCAGAAUACAGAGAUUUCCUCAUCCAGGUACGCAAUUUGUAGAAUUCUCACCCUGCGAAAAUUAUUUGGUCACCUAUGGGCCUACGCCAACUGGACAAAAAGUUAUUAUAUGGGACAUACGCUCGGGAGCGGAAAAGCGGUCAUUCGUAGCGGAUGGUAUGUCUAUGCUCUCAAUGUUCCGUUGGUCUCAUGAUGACAAGUACGUGGCUCGUCUGGGCGACAAUUCAAUACACAUCUACGAGACGCCCUUGUUUUAUUUGUUGGAUUUAAAGUCGAUUAAAAUACCCGGAAUACGUGGUUUUUCAUGGUCUCCGACUGAUAAUGUCAUUGCGUAUUGGGUAGAAGAGCAAAAUCAAAUACCUGCUCGUGUAACCCUUAUGGAGAUUCCGAAAAAGCGAGAAAUACGCAAUAAAAACCUCUUCCAUGUCGCCGACAGUAAACUGCACUGGCAGAAGUCUGGUGAUUACUUGUGCGUGAAAGUAGAUCGAUAUAUGAAAUUGAAAAAGGACAAAAAGGAUUGCGACGUCAAGUUUUUGGGUAUGUUUUACAACUUUGAAAUAUUCCAUAUGCGUGAAAAAGAGAUACCUGUGGAUUCAGUUGAAAUACGUGAGCUCAUUUUGUCGUUUGCUUGGGAGCCUAUAGGCAACAAGUUCGCCAUUAUACAUGGCGAAGCGAAUAAUUCUAAUGUGAGCUUUUACGAAGUUAGUGAUGGCGUAAAGCCCACACUUGUAAAAAAAUUGGAAAAGAAAUCCUGUACGCAUUUGUUUUGGUCGCCUAGAGGGAAGUUUAUUGUUAUGGCCAAUCUGACUAUGGGAACUUUUGAGUUUGUUGAUACUAGCAAUAAUUUUCUAAUAACCGCUUCUCCUGAUCAUUUCCGGGCUUCUGAAGUUGAGUGGGAUCCUACGGGGCGUUAUGUAGUUACGGGUGUAUCGUCAUGGAAAGUUAAAGAGGAUACCGGUUUUAAUAUGUACACUUUCCAAGGCCGCAUAAUUCGACGAAAUAUACUAAAGAAUUUUGUGCAAUUCUUAUGGCGCCCUCGACCUGCUACUCUGCUAACUGAAGAGGAGCAAAAGGAAAUAUAUAAAAGUUUAAAGAAAUAUUACGCGAUUUUCGAGCAAAAGGAUCGUUUACGUUUAACGCGAGCCAGCAAGGAAUUACUAGAAAAGCGAGCCCAGUUGCGUGAGCAAUUCUUGGAGUACCGCAACAAACGUGUUGUCGAAUGGAAGGACCAGAAACAAAGACGUUUGCAACUUAGAAAUCUGAUCGAUACAGAUAAUUUGGAGACCGAAGAAGUGGAUGAAGAGGUUGUCGAAUUUCUGGUUAAAGAAGAAAUUACAUUGCUCGAGUAAUUCGCUUAAAAUUUAACAGUGAUUCGAACUCUUUUCCAACAUAGUUUAAAUAAGCGUCUAUUAGUCACCAACUUUGAGAAACUUUUCUGUCAUUAAAUUCUGUUUAUCUAUAAAUUCAACUGUGUUGGAAAAGAAACCGAUUUUUUAUUUUAAUAAAUUUUUUUUUUUUUUUUUUUU
This is a messenger RNA of Glossina fuscipes, 2367 nucleotides long. It is a transcript of the gene eIF3b, whose product is annotated as eukaryotic translation initiation factor 3 subunit B. NCBI's taxonomy places the organism in Eukaryota, Metazoa, Arthropoda, Insecta, Diptera, Glossinidae. The transcript is spliced from 3 exons. Bases 130 to 2190 code for a protein of 686 amino acids. Gene Ontology annotation, biological process: translational initiation. The record is from RefSeq and is a predicted model, not a curated record. Gene Ontology annotation, molecular function: translation initiation factor binding; translation initiation factor activity; RNA binding. Gene Ontology annotation, cellular component: eukaryotic translation initiation factor 3 complex.